AUGAAGGUUGCACUUUUUGCUGUAGUUCAUUUCGCAUACAUUUUAAUUGCUGAAGCAGCUAGAAUAUUAGCCAUAUUUCCAACCCCAUCAAUCAGUCAUCAAGUGGUGUUUCGUCCGUUAACGCUGGAAUUAGUGGCGCGUGGGCAUGAAGUGGUCGUUGUCACUACAGACCCUGCGUACCCAAAAGGAGGAGGCCCGAAAAACUUAACAGAAAUCGAUACAAGUGGAAUAUAUCAAGAAUUUGCAAGUAAAACAAAUAAAUAUUUGAUGAUAAACGAAUACGCUGAUAUAAGAUCCAGUAUGGAAAAUGGUGUAAUGAUUGGUAAUGAAUUGUUUUAUCACCAAUUGAAGACAGAGAUUCUAGGUAAAUUUAUACAUGAUAGAAGUAUUAAAUUUGAUCUGUUGAUAAUUGAAGCUUGGCUGCGUCCUCUGUUGGCGUUUACACACAGAUUUAAGGUUCCUGUGAUAAGAUUUGGCUCAGUGGGAUCUUUUCUGUCUGAAUAUCAAGUUAUGCGGGGAUUCGGUCAUCCUUUGUAUCAUCCAACAAGUUUAUGCUCUCGGUGUGCUAAUGUAGAAAAUCUUACAUUCCUGGAGAAGGUGUAUGAAAUAUGUAACUACAUAUAUAUAAAUAGUAUACACAAUUCCUACGAGAACGAUGAAACUAAUUACUUGAGAACUAUCUUCGGAUCUGAAAUGCCGUCUGUGGAUGAACUAAGUGAUAAUGUAGACUUGUAUAUAAGUAAUGUGUAUCGUGUUUGGGAACUGAAUUCUCCGAUGCCGUUAAGUGUUGUUCAAGUUGGUGGAAUUCAUCUCAAUUCGGAGUGUUCGUAUUCAAAGGAUUUAGAAGACUAUUUAGAUUCCUCUGUAAAUGGAGUGUUGUACAUAAGCUUUGGUACCAACAUGAGGACAUCAUGGUUGGAUACAGACAAUUUACAAGCGAUGGUGGAGGUUUUAUCGCAAAUGGAUUACGAUGUAUUAUGGAAAUACGACGAGGACGAGUUGCCUGGCAAAAGUGACAAUAUUAAAAUAAUGAAAUGGCUCCCACAGGAGUGUCUUUUAAAACAUCCAAAAAUCAAGUUGUUCAUAACACAAGGUGGCUUGCAAUCCACGGAGGAGGCUAUAGCUGCAGGAGUACCCCUUGUUGGCAUACCAAUAAUUGUGGAUCAAUUUGGAAAUACACAAAAUUACGUUCGUCACAAAAUUGGUGUAAGACUUUUAUUUAAGGACUUAACGAAGGAAAGUUUUCGACAUGCAAUUUAUACAGUGCUGAAUGAUGAAAGCUACCGGCUGCAUGUGGAGCGUCUACGCACGCUGAUCGAGCUGGAUGGCGAUCGGAGUGCGGCGCGUGCUGCGCGGUGGGUGGAGCACGUGGCGCGGCACGGAGGCUCGCACCUGCGCGCGCCCGCCGCCCGCCUGCACGCCGCAGUCUACCACCACCUCCAGCUGUUGGCGGAGCUCGCUGCCGCCGCACUGUUCACCUGCUUUAUUGCCUAUACAGUCUUGAAGAUCCUCUUUAGACUCAUUUUGAAAACUGUGAAAAGAAGAAUUAGGAACUUUAAAUGA
Molecule: messenger RNA, 1563 nt
Organism: Achroia grisella
Lineage: Eukaryota; Metazoa; Arthropoda; Insecta; Lepidoptera; Pyralidae
Product: UDP-glucosyltransferase 2-like
Exons: 4
Coding region: 1-1563 (520 amino acids)
Molecular function (GO): UDP-glycosyltransferase activity
Source: RefSeq, a predicted model, not a curated record